Messenger RNA from Notolabrus celidotus (New Zealand spotty), 1791 nucleotides. RefSeq names its product neurturin. Gene Ontology annotation, molecular function: glial cell-derived neurotrophic factor receptor binding; receptor tyrosine kinase binding; growth factor activity. Bases 466 to 1137 code for a protein of 223 amino acids. The transcript is spliced from 4 exons. NCBI's taxonomy places the organism in Eukaryota, Metazoa, Chordata, Actinopteri, Labriformes, Labridae. The record is from RefSeq and is a predicted model, not a curated record.
GCACUACCUUCCUUCAGUCCCGUAGAGUUAUUCCAGUGUUGUGAAGUUGUGGAAACACGUAGCGGGAGCUGGGAUUAUUUUAAAGGGAACGAUGAACGCUUGAUCAAUUUGGAGAGUUGGACAUCGCAGCCUUUUGACGCGUACUUACGCUCACACUCACAUAUCUGUGACGCUCCAUUCGACCCUCACCUGUCCUGCAGCAGGACGCACGGCACGGCACGGCACUGCACGGCACGGCUGCUGUCCUCUGACAGCAGUGCGCUGGGUCCUGCAGGAUCUGCUGUGCGGUCAGCGCUGUCACCCUGACAGUGUCUCCGGUCAUGAGGAGCACCGGGAUCAGGACUGCGCCACUAUGAGACAGGAUAUAACCAAGGAAGCACCGCAGAGCUCCGCAGAGAAGAUCGAAGAGUGUGUGGAUUAUUACGGCAAAGGAAAAACAGCAGUUUGCUUUUUACACUCACGUCCAUGAUCGGUAGGGCGAGCACACUUGGCCAAGAUGGAAAAACCUGGUGGAGGCAGGAAGUGUCGACUACCCAGCAUCACCUGAAGAACUGGAAGGUGAUGCUUUGGGUGGUGGCGUCAUUACUGAUGCUGGUGGAAGAUGUGUUUUCUGAAGAGGACAAUAUAGAGGCUCAGUCGGACCUCCAGCGUGUCCUCAGGCACCCCUCCUGGUCUCCUUCAGAGGAUUCAGAGCCGGACAGAAACUUCCACACACCCUGGCCUGAAGCCAUUGAUGAGUGGUCACAGGAAGAGGAAAUCCAGCUGAGCAGAUGGCCACGCUCACCUCAUCAACCAAACUUACCCAGAACAUCAAGGAGGAACCGCAAGAGGACCAAGAGCAGCCGCGACUGUCACAUGGAGAAAAAACAGAUGCGGGUGCGUGAUCUCGGUCUCGGCUAUGAUUCAGACGAGAUAAUCCUCUUUAAAUACUGUGUUGGCACAUGCUAUAGCUCCCGCAGGAACUAUGACCUGGCCCUCAAGUCUCUUAUGGACAACGGGAGCAUCUCUGGGAAGAAGGUGAGCAGUCACCCAUGCUGUCGGCCCACCCGCUAUGAGACUGUGUCCUUCAUGGACACCCAGACGACUUGGCAGACAAUUAAGUGGCUCUCUGCAGCCAAUUGCAGCUGUGUGGGAUGACUGAAAAGAAUAGUCUAUCUGAAAUACACAAAGAGAGAAGAGCUCUUACUUGAGCAGGGUGCCACCAAGACUGGUCUUUGUAGAUGAGGUACUCAACCUUGGUUCAUGUGGUCUGAGGAGUGGGCCCAAGAUGGGGUCCACAGUCCAGAGUAAAGGGCCUCUUCUAUUGGCUACAGUCAUAAGCGGUCAAGAUACCUUCAAAUAGAGCGUGACGGCACCAGCAGGCUAUCUGGAUUUCAGCCACCAGCCUGAGGUAGUGGAAGGAUUGUUCAAUGCCAUAAGCAAUAAGUACAGAGGAGGGAUAUAUCAGUACUGUUCUUGUCUAUAAUGGAUUGAUUAUACUUUGUGUCCUUGAAUUACAUAUUGAAGGUGAAUGCAAUACCCUCUAGCAGCCAUGAUGGAGGUCUUCAACUCUUUGCAACAAAAGCUCCUGGUAGCAGUUUACAUUUCUAAGAGUGCAGCUGGGCUAUCUCAUCACAAUUCAAUAUGUUUGUACGGAAGACUUCUGUGUUCAUUUGGACAAGACAUUUUUGACUUUACCAAAGGUCUGUUUCAAGCACAAAAAUCAUAGAACCAUAUCAGAUAUCUGUCAGGCCCUACUCUAACUAGCAUGUCCUUGAGGUACAGCUAGCAUUAAAGAGGCUGAAAAAUACA